Messenger RNA from Motacilla alba alba, 2915 nucleotides. It is a transcript of the gene RIN2, whose product is annotated as Ras and Rab interactor 2. Gene Ontology annotation, biological process: vesicle-mediated transport; signal transduction. Gene Ontology annotation, molecular function: small GTPase binding; guanyl-nucleotide exchange factor activity. Lineage: Eukaryota; Metazoa; Chordata; Aves; Passeriformes; Motacillidae. Gene Ontology annotation, cellular component: endocytic vesicle; cytosol. The record is from RefSeq and is a predicted model, not a curated record.
GGCGCAUGCGCAGGGCCCGGGCCCGGGGCGGCGGAGCGGCGGCGCAGAGCCGGCCCAUCCCCGCUCCUCCGCCCGGCCCGGCCGGCCGGGGCGGCUCCGACUGCGCUGCCCGGCGCUGCCGCCGACGCGCGGGAGGCGAGGAGAUCAAGGCAUACAGUGGAGUCUCCUCAGGGAAGAUGUCGUCUUUGACAAUGAGAGCCCGUUGUGUGGACAAAAGAGGAAGUUUCUUUAAGCUCAUUGACACAAUUGCCUCAGAAAUCGGAGAACUGAAACAGGAGAUGGUACAGACAGAUCUCACAGUGGAAGAUGAAUCUGCUGAUUGGCAAAGUCUAAUAAAGGAUAUGGAUAAUGUCUCUCCUGAGAAAAAUGAUGUAAAAAGCUGCCCCCGGGACUCUGGAUAUGACAGCCUAUCCAACAAGCUAAGCAUAUUGGACAAGCUCCUCCAUACUCACCCUGUGUGGCUGCAGCUUGGUCUGAACGAUGCUGAAGCCAUGGAAAUUUUACAGACACAGCCUCCUGGGAUAUUUCUGGUCAGGAAAUCUGCAAGGCUGCAGAAGAAAGUCAUCUCUCUACGUCUGUCCAGUGACUGUGGGUCCUGCCUGAAAGAAUUUGCCAUAAAAGAAAGUACAUACACGUUUUCCUUGGAGGGGUCUGGAAUAAGUUUUGCUGAUUUGUUCAGACUCAUUGCUUUCUACUGUAUUAGCAGGGAUGUCCUUCCGUUCACACUAAAGUUGCCUCAUGCAAUUGCUUCAGCAAAGACAGAAGCUGAACUUGAAGGGAUUGCUCAGCUUGGACUGAACUUUUGGAGCUCCCUGGCUAACAGCAAACCCCCGGAUCCUUCACCUCCCUGUAGGCCUGUGCCUUUGGACAGUGCUCGCAAAGACUCGCGCCAGCUCUGCCUUAUAAAUGGAGUGCAUUCUAUACGAACCAGAACGCCUUCAGAGCUGGAGUGCAGCCAGACCAACGGAGCGCUGUGUUUCAUUAAUCCCCUCUUCUUAAAAGUGCACAGCCAGGAUGUCAGUGGAAGUCUGAAAAGGCAGAGCCCGAGAACUCCAGACGUGAAUGGCACAGCGAGGCCUCGCUCCCCCCCGCCCCGGCCGCCACCUCCUGCUAUUAAUAGCACCCUGAGGAGCUCACAGAUUUCCAGGACUAUAAAGCAGGCGAGCAUGCCAGAAACAGUCAGCCAUAAGAAGGAGAGGGGUUUGGAUUUGCUGCAGAACAAGCCCACCCCGAUUCCGCCUCCUCGGCUGAAGAAGCAGGCUGUGUGCUCCGAGGCAGACAGUGCCUCCAGGAGCGCGGCAGCGCUCCGGCCUGAUCCCGUGUGCGUGCCCGAGGCAGCCGUGCUUCCACGUGAAACCCUGCCCGAGCCGGCUCCAGCAGCUCCCAAAAAGCCGCCGGCUGCCAUCUCUGAGUCACACAUCCCGUGGAAUGGAGGCCGGCAGAGACUGAGCGACAUGAGCAUUUCCACCUCCUCGUCCGACUCUCUGGACUUCGAUCGGAGCAUGCCGCUCUUCGGCUAUGAGGGGGACACCAACAGCAGCCUGGAGGACUUUGAGGGGGAAAGUGACCAGGAGAGCAUGGCACCUCCUUUGAAGCCCAAAAAGAAAAGAAGCAGUUCGUUUGUUCUCCCCAAGAUUGUGAAAUCUCAGCUACGGAAAGUCAGUGGAGUUUUCAGUUCCUUCAUGACCCCUGAGAAGAGGAUGAUAAAGAAAAUUGCAGAGAUGUCCCGGGACAAACGCACCUAUUUUGGAUGCUUAGUACAGGACUAUGUCAGCUUUCUCCAAGAAAACAAGGAGUGCCAUGUUUCCAGCACUGAUAUGCUGCAAACAAUUCGUCAGUUCAUGACCCAAGUCAAGAACUACUUGUCCCAAAGCUCUGAACUUGAUCCCCCAAUCGAAUCACUGAUUCCUGAAGACCAAAUAGAUGUUGUGCUGGAGAAGGCCAUGCAUAAGUGCAUUCUGAAGCCGUUGAAGGGUCACAUUGAAGCGAUGUUGAAAGAGUUUCAUACCACAGAUGGUUCCUGGAAACAACUGAAGGAAAACCUGCAGCUGGUGCGGCAGAGGAAUCCUCAGGAACUGGGCGUGUUUGUCCCAACACCAGACUUUGUGGACGUUGAAAAGAUUAAAGUCAAGUUCAUGACUAUGCAGAAGAUGUAUUCACCUGAAAAGAAAGUCAUGCUGCUGCUGAGAGUUUGCAAAUUGAUUUACACUGUUAUGGAGAAUAACUCAGGGAGGCUGUAUGGAGCUGAUGACUUCUUGCCUGUGUUGACAUAUGUGCUAGCCCAGUGUGAUAUGCUGGAGCUGGAUACCGAAAUCGAAUACAUGAUGGAGCUGUUGGAUCCCUCCUUGCUGCAUGGAGAAGGAGGCUAUUACUUGACAAGUGCUUAUGGAGCACUUUCACUGAUCAAGAACUUCCAGGAAGAACAAGCUGCCCAGCUGCUCAGCUCAGAGGCCAGAGAUACCCUCCGGCAGUGGCACAAGAGGAGGACAACAAACAGGACAAUACCUUCAGUUGAUGAUUUUCAGAACUACCUUCGUGUUGCAUUCCAGGAAGUUACCAGCGGCUGUACGGGAAAGACUUUGCUAGUAAGGCCAUAUAUCACUACCGAAGAUGUGUGUCAGCUUUGUGCUGAGAAGUUUAAAGUGGCAAAUCCAGAAGAAUACAGGCUGUUUCUUUUUGUUGAUGACACCUGGCAACAACUGACAGAGGAUACCUACCCUCAGAAAAUCAAGGCGGAGUUGCACAGCCGUCCGCAGCCCCAGGUGUUUCACUUUGUCUACAAGCGCCUUAACAGUGACCCAUAUGGGGCAUUUCUUCAGAACAGCCACGACUCGGCUGCUUAAAACCAGCAACCUGUCAUUUUUAUAUCUGCUCCUUGGUAAUCGUUGCAAACAUCUUUGUUGGCUGCCUUCCUU